Messenger RNA from Pipistrellus nathusii (Nathusius's pipistrelle), 297 nucleotides. Lineage: Eukaryota; Metazoa; Chordata; Mammalia; Chiroptera; Vespertilionidae. The record is from the annotation of a GenBank genome assembly.
AUGGCUGUCUUUCCUUGUGUGCUCGUAUUUUUCUUGGUCUCCUCCACUUGCGCACCUACUGUUUUUUCAGGACUGAUACGACGGGACCCUGAUAAAUGGCCUCUACCCCCAUGUAAGAUGUACAUCCCAAUGGAUUACUUUUUUGAACCAGAUGAACCCGAAUGCCCUAAUAUAACUGUCCCUGUUUGUGCUACAAAUGGCCACACUUUUCAGAAUGAGUGUUUCUUUUGUCUUGCUCAAUGGGAAUUUGGUUAUCAUAUUAAAUUUGGUAACUAUGGAAAAUGUGGGAAAGGGUAA